Messenger RNA from Closterium sp. NIES-65, 1305 nucleotides. The record is from the annotation of a GenBank genome assembly. Lineage: Eukaryota; Viridiplantae; Streptophyta; Zygnematophyceae; Desmidiales; Closteriaceae.
AUGCAGGCUCCCGGGGUCGCUACUCCCACUCACCCUCAUGCUUCUGCUCCUCCUCAUAACCCUCUUGCUCCCGCUCACCCUGCUAACCCUGCUGCUGCUACUCCUGCUGCUGACGCUGGCAGUGUUCCUAUGGCAGCACAAGGGGCGGCAUCAGGGGCGGCACAAAGGGCAGGGGCGGCACCAGGGGCGGCACAAAGGGCAGGGGCGGCACAAAGGGCAGGGGCGACACCAGGGGCGGCACAAGGGACAGGAGCGGCAGCAGCAGCAGCAGCUGAGAGCAGCGAUGCCACCACCAGUAGCGGUACUGAUGGCAGCAUUUCCACUGAUCAUGCAGAUAGCGCCUCAGCAACUCGUGCUUUCAAUGCGCCUCAAAAGUCCACCCAAUCAGGCAACACCCACCCAGGCAUGAUUCCAGUGGUGCAGUUUCUGCGGGGGGAGGCAGGUUGCAACCGGAGGAGGUACAUGCAGGCGUCUCUCCGCCAGGCACUGCUGCACAACACGUGGGUCAUUCUCAUUGGCCCGCGCGCGUGCCGGGAAGAAAUGACCGAACUCGGCAUUGAGUUAGAAGCAUACGAGGAUUAUGAGGAGUCAGCCCAUAUAGAGGAGCAGCUUGUAGAGGGGAUAGGGAAUUUGAAGGCGUAUCAUAUCCGCUGGUUCUUCCUACACGAAAUGAUGUUCGUACAGUCACACCUGCCGGAGGCAAAGCUUGCUCUCUGCGUGCGGUCCAAAAGUGUGCGCAUGAAUGCAACCAGCGGCCACGUGUCUCUCUGGUCAACGGAAGCUCUGGCGGAUUUCCUUGCGUUCUUCGUGAUCUUCUUCCAGGCGGCGGUAAAGGGAGGGACCCCAGGAGACCCCUCCCUGCCAGAUCGCCAGCGCACGUACAACGACAUGAUUCAGCUGGGGUGGUAUGCCAUCCCUACCUGCUGGACGUCCCCUCCUGACCAAGCGCCCGCAAUGUGCAAGGACGAGGGAUCCGCCCAGUACCCGCGUCUGCACGGCAAGUUCCAGCCAGCCUUUAAGGCGGAGUCGCUGUGUGCGCCGCGGCAGUGUGAGGCGAGUGCUUGGAGCAAUGCCGGGUGGUGUGCCUUCGAUAACAACUUCUCUGUUGUGAGGCAAGAAGAAAUUUUUUCACUUCUGCCCGAGGGAAGGCAUGAAGACGCCAACCUCAGUGCUCUCUGCUCUGCCUACAACGUGACCUCUGCUGCAGCGCGCCUAACCGCCCCAGGUAGGGAGGCGGGAGCAGGAGCAGCCAGUCGCAUGCAGACUCUCUUCACCCAGGAGAGCGACAGCCGUGCACCCACCUAG